AUGCAGUCAGGGAAUGAGCUCCUGACUGAACUUAGGUAAGCGCCUUGGCCUCUUGCUCUUAGGCAGCUAUUAAAACUUUACAAUGAGUAAUGUGAUGCUGUGGAACUCUCCUUUCCCUUUCCCUGCACCAUUUCCUGUAGUAUGUAUAUUUUUAAAUAAGGAGGAGGAGCCUAGCUCUGUUGUAGAGCACGUGCUUGGAAGGUCCUGGGUCUUAUCCUGGCGUCUCCAGUUCAAAGGAUCAGGUAGCAGGUUAUGGGAAAGUCCUGUAACCCGAGACAGCCCAAGAGCAGCUGCCCAUCAGAAGUAGACAAUACUGGGCUGGAUGGAUAAAUACGCUGCUCUUGUAUAAGGCCACUUACUGCGUUCCAAAAAUGCUGCCCUUCUGCUAGCUGCUGUUUUAUUAUUAUGUUUCAUUGAACUUCAAACCACUCCCUUUGUGUGUUCUAGCCUACUUCUGCAUCAACAGCAAACUACUUUGCAUUCUUUUGACAAGGACAGGUGUGGUCAAGAGCAGAGUUGCUUUUUUUAUUUUUGUGGUGUGGAUGUCAUCACUUAUUUGCAUGUCUUGCAAGGUUGUUGGGGGUUUUUAAGUGGGGAUGGUGGUGGUUGUGGAGUUGUCUGGAGAUUGCGCACUAUCAAUGUGUCAGCCCUGGCUUUUCAAGGGUAAUCAUCCCCAAAUAGGCAGGAAGAAAGAGACUGGAGAAUGCACAUAUUGGAGCAGAUUGUAGAGAUGCACAUGCGCAGGGUAUAAGACGGUAUACAGCCCAUACAUUGAAACCACAUGGGUUCCGCCAAAGAAUCCUGGAAACUCUAGUUUACAGAGCUACAAAUGUCAGCACCCUUAACCAUUUAGGCCCCAACAGUUUAGUCCUUGGGGAAAGCAAUGUGCUUUAGAUGUAUAAUACUGGCCUGCUGGGGGUACCUGCUAGUGUGUCUCACUAGGCACACUGGCUAAAAAGUCUCCUGGAUUGCAUUUUGAGACUCAUACCCAUCUUGGAAUCUAAGACUUGUGAGCCGAGAGGCUGCUAAUAUUGCCACCGUAAGAGUGGAGUGCAGUCCCUAAGGCGGCUGAAUGGCGCCUUGUACACCUUCCAGCAACUCCUGUGGCCAAGCCAGUGUCAAACGCAUUGCUCAGCUUUCCUCUGGACCACAUCAGUGAGGCGGGAGGGGGGUCUUGUCGUCUGGGCAGCCCAGGACCUCCAUACACACUGCCCAGGCUUGCAUCCCAGGGAGGUCACUUCAGUGCUGAUGACACAGCUCUUUGACUUCACCCCUGGAUGUGCACUCCAUUGUCUCCUGAGACAGGUGGAUGCCAACAUGGUUGAAGCCAAUGUCAAUGAUCUCCUGUUAUUAAUAAAGGGACUGGAAAUGGUUCUAAUUUCCUGACGUACAAUAAAACAAGAAAUAAAUAUAUGUAUAGAUUGUUGAUAGCAGAGGCAAAUACGGAGAAAGAACUGCAGCUCUGGAGCAAAGAGACCUGAAGGCAAAAUCUCAAGUUUCCAGGUCAGGUCAUUUCUUAAACUGAACUGUCUUUUAAAAUGUGGUGUUUAAUCUUAGUUUGUUCCUACCAGCAAAACUGCAAAGCCACCUCCUAAAUGCUUUGUCCUAUAUUUGUUCCAGUCUUCUUCAAUAGCACUCAAAAAAGAUUUUUAGCAUUCAAGUAGGUCACUGUGACACCAGGUAAAGAAGAGAACACUGUUACUACAUUGGAAUAGAAAUUGAAAUUCAGCCUUAAGUGAUGUAGCAGUUACUACUGCUGCUACAGCUGAGUAAAGGCUGCAUUCUCCUAUAAUACUUAUUUGGGAGUAAGUCCCAUUGAAUUCAGUUGGAUUUGUGUCUGAGUAAGCAUGCGGGAAUGUGGGUGGCGCUGUGAGUAGGGCUUGCCGAUCAGAAGGUCUGCGGCUCUAAUCCCCACAAUGGGGUGAGCUCCCGUUGUUCGGUCCUAGCUCCUGCCAACUUAGCAGUUCAAAAGCACCUCAAAGUGCAAGUAGAUAAAUAGGAACCGCUCUAGCGGGAAGGUAAACAGCGUUUCUGUGCCCUGCUCUGGUUCGCCAGAAGCGGCUUAGUCAUGCUGGCCACAUGAUCCGGAAGCUGUACGCUGGCUCCCUUGGCCAGUAAAGCAAGAUGAGCGCUGCAACCCCAGAGUCGUCCGCGACUGGGCCUAACAGUCAGGGUCUCUUUACCUUUACAUUUAAGCAUGCAUAGAAUCAGGCUGCCCAUCUACUAAGACAGUGGUUUUCAACCAGUGUGCCGUGGCACCCUGGGGUGCCUUGAAUUAUGGUUGGGGUGCCACAGGCAACACUGGCCUCUGUCCCUCUUUCCUUCCCUCCCUCCUCUGAUGCGUCUCGGCCUCCCAAAGGCUUGCACAGCUGUUUGCUGCAGCAGCCCUGGUUACAAGCUCUGCAGGCGAAUGUUGCCUCUGGGGCUGGCCAGAGGGUGCUGGUUGCCAGGAGCUGAGAUGGCCUUGGAGUAAGCAAGAAAGCGAUCAAGGGAGCCCAGCCAGUUGGGAACGGACAGAGCCUGUUGGGAACAGACAGACAAGUGUGAGGCCAGGCAGGCACUGUGCUGGCCUUUCUUGUGCUUGCUGUGUUCAAGGCCUGCCUGGAAACUGAGAGUCUUUCCACCUUGCAGGCCCAGCAGCGCCUGCUGCUGUCUCCCAAGGUAAGGUGUUGGCCUCAUAUUCACCUUUGGCCAGUCUCUGUUGGGCCAGUAAGACUGGGGAAUCCUCUUCCCAGACCCCUGUGGGGCAGUGUGAGAAGGCACCUUUCUUUGGGUUGGGGAGGCAGCUCAGAGACCAGGGGCGGCAGGUUAUCUGACCUAUUUGCAAAAGUUGUUCUAUAAUAUUUAUCCUCACAGCACCCCUGUGAGGUAGGAGGAGCUGAAACCUGGUGGCUUACCACUCAGGGUAACCAAGGUUUUGGCUAACCAAGGAUUUGGUGUGAUGUCUCCUAAGCCCUGCAUCCUCUCUACUGUAUAACAACAGCUCACAGGGAGCAGGGAGGAGUUCACAGAUUGAUUAGAUGCAAUUUGGUCUAAUUAAGUCACUACAUCACCUCACAGGACCCACCAAACCUGUUUCUCUGGCCAGUCAGAUAGAACACACAAAGUUUCCUGAAGAAAAAAAAGGCAGCAGUUAUGUUUGGGCCUAAAGAUUCCCUUUUGGAGCUGCUCUAGAUUUUGCAUGCUUUGGAUGUUGUUGUUGUUUUGCAGAUGUAGGAUGAGUUUCCACAUCUGCACCAGCCACAUAUAAUGCAAACUGAAAAGCUAUAAAUCACAUCAUUGCCUCUGUUGUGCAGGAAUAGCCUCCUUAUCUCAGACAUGUCUCUUCAUGGUUCUCUCUUCCUGGACAAGAGGCUUACCAGCACAAGAGCUGGAGACUCAGAAGCUAUUACUGUACAUGGGAAGCUACCCAAGGAGGUCACCAGACCAUCAAUAUUCUGCAGUAGAGAGUUAAGCACAUACCAGAGCACUAGGUUUAUGAAAUUAAAAUGGACUGAAGCACUCUGUCAUCCAACUGCAACAAAUCCACUGGGCAAUAUACUACUGAGUUCCGACAGUGCAAGGAUCUCUGCUUGCACAAUGAACCUUCCCUUCUCCUUUCCCCGCGUACUCUCUCCCCCCCCCCAUCUGCUCUGAAAGGUUGGGGAGAAACCCAGUACAGAUUUAAGGGUGUGCAGGGAGAAGGGAGGGGAGGCAUUCCACUGCACAAGCAGAAAUCCUUGUGCUGAUGGGAUGUGGUACUUAGUGCUACAGAGAGAAUCCACUUUUUAAUUUUUUUAAAAAACACAGUCUUCUGUGGUUUCAAAAGUGAUUGGAAAAUGCAUCGAAAACUGUGGGAUGAACAAAAGGACAUGUAAACACCAUGCAAGCAAACCAGGAAACUAACUCUAGAAAAAUUGCCCUUAACUUUCCACUUUUUUAUAAAAGAGGAAGCAAAAACCUAUAUUGAGUGUCCUUAUAUGACCCCUUUCUUGCUUUCUCUUUCUUCCCUGCAGACUUUGGCUGCAAAGCACAAGAAUUUUCUCCUGCCCGAGUUGCCAUUUGCUUUCUUGUCAACUGGACUUCUGCAGACGUUCCUUGGUGGACUGUACUUACACAGUAAUAUUUCUCUACAUUUAAACAAAAAACAAAAAAACCUACUUGUCAGGGGUUCAGGAGCAGAGGCAAGGGCAAGGGAGGAAACAGAGAGCGAGGGGGAGGAGGCAGAAGAAAAGAUGAGUGAUGACGACGACCCGAGAUCUCCGAGUCUUUCCAGUGAAUCAGAAGAUUCACAGAAAGGAGCACCAGUGGCCAGGGCAAGGGGAGCCUAGGGGACACCCCAGGAAGAUAGAGCCAGAGGGGACUCAGAGGGAGCAGUUGGAAAUCGGGACCAACGUCACCGCCAGAGAGCAGGGAAGAGGAAGGGCACCAGGGAUCAAGCGCUGGCAACUCACAGCAGGGGAGGGCACGAGUCAGGGUGGCCACACCUCCAUCGGGGAGCGAAGAAACGGUCAGACGGAAGGUGGAAGGUUGGGCGCGCGCGCUGAGUUCAAAUGCACAGGAAGGUGGCGCAGUAGGCAGCCCGGAAAGGGAGCCAGGUCCCAAAGCCCGCCGAAGGGAGGCAGAAGAGUCAGGGAGUCAGCGUCAGCGUCAGAGGAAUCCCGGAAGGAAGAGACCCCGGGGGCAGAGGGACCCAGAGAUGAACAGGCAGGCGGAACAGGUGGAGCUGGGCUAGGAUUUUAAGUUGGUGUACAAGGGGCGGAGACUCAGACGGAGCUUCGCCGGUCUAAGCAUGAGACGUAGAGUUGCACGCAGCAGCUUGAGAAUGGAAACUGUAACUCAAUAAAGACUUUUGUUUAAUGAUCGCUGGCUAGCGUGAUCCUCUGUGAGCUAGGAUCUGGAAGCAGCUCUGACACUACUGCAUCAAAAUAACAUGUAUCAAGUAGUAUUAUUUUAUUUUCUCAUCACAUCUGCAAGUUGUUGCAUCACAAAUAUAGCUCUCCUACCCAAUCUUCAAAUCGCCUCCUUUUAAUUCUGAAUAUACUUCAAUGUAAUUUUCCCUUCUCUCCCUCCCCCCCCCCAACACUUUAAUCUUCACCUUCUCUGCAAAUCACAAACAGGACUACAAGGCUCCUGUUCCACACCAGUUAGAGCCCUGAAAAGGAGUAUUCCUGUUAGAGGAGUUGGAAAUACACUGCAACCUAUUACUGCAGGUCCCCACUUUUAUAUACUAGCAUACACUUGAGAGGGAGUUAGUUGUUUUACAAAAAGCUUGCCAUUUAGACCAGCAGAGUCCCAAUGUGAGGAACUUUGUUGGCAUGAACCCAGUGAAAGACCUUAAGUCACAGCUGAACCCAAACCAGAAUGAAACAGACAUGAAUAAGUUUCAUUCCUUGGCCACAACCCUCUUGGGUUAUACAGGGCUUUCAAAUACUAAGUGUUAUCCCUGCGGGAGUGAGAUGGUGGGCCACACCAGCCAGUGUACACAUCUAGGACACAUGCAUGAAGGAAAUGCAGGCUUUUGAUUUAGUGCUACAGAACUCCUUUUGCAAGGGUUUGCCAAGAUAUUCAGCCUUAGCUGACAGUUCUGGGGGGUCUCAUUAAUGGGCACCCAAAUAACUCCUACUCCAUUAUUUUUAACCACUGGAUUUUCAGUCCCAGGCAUCAAAACAUACUGUGGUGCUGCUGCAAAUGGCUUGUAGAAAAACAUACUUAACAUCAGGCCCUGAAUAAUUGGGGUGCAUGGGUGCAAGUGUGUGUUCCGAAUCCUUCAAGACCUUGCUCACUUCCCAAUUGAGCAUGCCUUCUCUCUCUCUUGGUCAAAACAGGGUGGAAAAACUGUGUGGAGACACUUGCGUGCAGGGGACUUUCCAAAGUGGUCUGGCACUUUGGUCAGAAUGACGUCUCCUCGGCUCCCUUCAUGUUCCCCCGUCACCGGGGUGGGAACUGGGUAUUCUUCUGAAGACGAGAGGGUAGCAAUAAACGAGGGCUGUGCAUUUCCAGGCUCUUUCCCCGCACCUUGCCCAACUUCUCUUGUAUUUUUCCACUUGGGCCAUCCCUCUCCCUCCCCCCACCUCUCUCCACAUUUCGUUCCGCGCACCCCUUCUCCUCCUCUUCCUUCCCCAGCUCUCCUAUUCUCUGCUUCUCCUGCUCCCUGCCUUCCUUUUGUUGCCCGGUCUCGCUACCCCGGACGCUGCAGGCCGCCUCGUCUGGCUCCGCAGCUCGCAGAGCCGCGUCACGUGCGUUAGUGACAGCCUGUCCCGGCGCGUCCCAGAGCACCGCGGGGCUCCCAAUUGGUGCAGGCGCGGCUGGGCGGCCCGCCCCCUUUGCCUUCCUUCGCGCGCCCCCUGCUAGCAGCGCGCCGCGGGGUGGGAACGUCGAGGCAAAAGAGGCGGGCGGGGCGGGGCGAGGGGGCGGGCGCUGCCGAUCAGCUGUUCGCCGGAUUCUAUAACAACAAAAGGCUCUGCGGGGAGCGCAGACUGGCCGGUGCAACAGGGCUCGGGGCGCCCGCAGGAGCAGCCUCCCCGCCAUCUACCUCACUCCGCCGCCGUCCAGGCUCCGGAUUUGCCCGGCUGCUUUGCGGACGGUGAGUGAAGGGCUGCGGGCGUCCUUUGUACCGGGUGCGUGUGGGUGUUUUUUGGCCACAAGUGACCUUAGGCGCGAUAUUCUUGGCGUUGGGUGCGCGUUCCGUUUGGAUGCGGCCGGGGGGGGGGGAGGGAGAGAAAAGGAAAUCUGGUCUAUUUUAAGAACUGGGCACGGGGGAUUCCCACCAUCUCCUCCGCCUAUAAAGUUUAGUAUAUUUAUAUAUCUGGCUGCUGGGCAGAAUCGCUUACCCACUGGCCCUUUCCUGCGUUCCACUUUCUGGGAAGGGUCCGUCUCGUCCCUCUGCAUAGUUGUAUGCAGAGAUGCGGGGAGGGGGGCGAAUAACACCGGAGUUCAUGCAGGGAGAACUAACUCUCAAAGUCUUCUCUUCUCUUCCUCCCCCCCCCCGGCUCUACUUCCUUAAAGGUAAAUUACUGCGCGAUCCUCCUCCCAGCUUUGUCCGUCGCUCGGCAGCGCCUUCCGACUGGGCUGCUCACAAACCACUUGUGGCGUAGUUUUGCCAGCCAGCCUCGCAGCCAGCGAAGCCUCUUCCCUGGAAGCGAGCCCCGCAAAAUUCAGUUGUUCCUACUUCCUGGUUAAUGAAACUGCUGCGGGUUUCAUCUGAGGCUGAGAUCGUUAAAAAGAAAAGAAAAGAAAAAGCGUCUUAUAACUUGUCCUCUCGAGUACCUUAAGGGGUGUUUUCGUUUGGUGAUGGUGGUGGGGUUGUUUUAUUAAAAUUCGCGGAAUUAACUCUUAUUUUCGUGAGAUCUAGCAGUGCAGCCCAUAGCCCGUUAAAUAGAAAUUAGUAGUUAAAAAAAAAUAUACAACACUAUCCCUAACAUACUAACUUGAAAGGAGAGCCCCACUGAUUUCGGUGCGACUUUAUUUUUCAAAUAAACGGCUCCUGUGAGUGCUCAGUGCCAAGUGAUUUUAUCCCGAUGCGAGCUCGCAUAGGAUCGCAUCCUUCAACCUUACUAUCGCCAGAUGUGUAGGAUCGGGGCUCGGGAUCCCCUUUUCAAUAUCAAUUGCGGGCGGGCGCGCGGAUCCCGGCACCGUUCCGCGCGCGAUCCUGCGGAAUAAUAAUCCGGCGCGGACAAACUUUAUGUACCCGCGGAGAAGGACGCGAGCGUUUGCCCGCCUGCCCUGCGCGCUCCGUCUCCGGAGCGGAGUUUCAAACUGCUGGCGAGGGAGGCGCAGGGUGGAGUCCGGCGCCGAUCUGGGCGGGCGGAGAGGAGGGGACCUCCCUUUUCCCCCUAAAGGGCGGAGGUGAAGGUCGUCCUGCGGCCAGGGGCGUGGACAGAGAGCUCUCCGGCCUUGGAAGAUGUCCUUUCCAAGCCAACUGCCGAUCCACGCGCCUUGUGGAUGCCCUCCGCUUCCUCUCCCCGCUUUCUACCCGGCCUUGCGGUUGGAGCAACUCCCCCUCCCUUUUGUCUCUGUCCUUGCCCGCCCCCUGGAGAGGGAGUGGGGGGGACUGAGGCCGAGGAGGAGCUGGAGUUGCCUGAUCCGCCCAAGGGGGCUGGAAAGGGAUCGGGUUGCUUUACCCCCGCCUCCCGCAUAUCCUGUUUUGUUGACAGUGCCGAGAGACCGCCCUUCCCUUGGUGUAAGGCUUCCGUCUCUUCCCGUCGGGGCGGAUCUUGGACUCCGAAGUUGAGUCGGGUUCAGGUGUGUGACUAACCUCGCCGGAGCAGCCAAGCGGCGCCGCCCGGGGAAGAGGCAACUUGCGCGAUCAAAACAAACCAGGAACUGGUGACUCACGGCCGCCACGGGAGCGGAGAGGGGGGCAAUCCGGGUCGGCACCCCGAGGCGUGAUUCCUGCCGAGGCCCCAUCCUGAAGCCCAAUAUACGUGAACAGACAAGAGCAAGCUAUGUGCUCUGGUAAACACGCACAAUCCCCCCCAGGGGUGCCAACUUAAAUAAAAUAUUGGGGAGGCAGGUAAGCCCUGCCCUAUAUAAAUGAUCACAAGAUGUGGCUCGCACACAUCAUUUGAAUGACAGUGCCUAUCAACCUGGGGGGCCCUGACCCCCUCAAAUAUUUUAUGGGGCCCCCAAAGGGACCUCAGCUCCUAGGAGUUGGUUCCUAUGACACACACACAUGGAUAAGCAGUUGUGUAAGUCACUCUUUAUGUAACUACAGUUAGGAAGUUGCCUUUGGCAGUGCUUCCCAAAUUUUACGCACACACACUACCAUAGAUAACUUGAAAACUGUCAGACCACUCAAGAUUUCUCUGCCUGUAGUAAUUGUGAUGUGUCGUGCUAGACUUAUUAUUCUUAAUUGCAGUUUAAUUGCUUUGUAUGGUAUUACGAUUUACAGAAUUCAGAUUGCAAUGCAAUAAAAUGUAAAAGCAGCAAUAAAAAUCAAUACAGUAUGGGCACAACCACAGAUCCACACUGUGGACAACCUGGAUGAAGCUCUGGUUCAUUGACCGCAGUUUGAGACCCCUGCCCAUUGGUCCACCCAGUGUCUGCACUGAUUGGCAGCAGCUCCCCAGGGUUUUUAGAUGGAGUUCUUUUCCAGCUUUACCUGGAGAUGCCACCAGAACAAAGCUGGGACCUUCUGCUUUUGCAUGCAGCUGCUGAUCACAGACUUCAUGGCUCCUCCCAAUUGAGUAUAGUGGGCAUUCUGCUGUGCAACUUUCCAAUAGGAGUUCCUGAUGCUUUGUGGGGCAAGGAAGUUAGUUGUUUUUCCCCCCUGUGUGUUUUAAAGUUUCACAAGUAUUUAUUUUUCCACAGAAGGCUCUAGUCUUUGGCAAACUGUUCUGGACUUGCAUUUGUUUUGCUUUGCAAGAACAUUUCACAUUUGAUGCAACCUCCAAGCAUUUGUCUGAUGCAACCUCUGAGCAUUCUGAUAGGCUUUCGAGGGCUUUUGGAGAUGGUUUUGGGUGGGUGGGUGGAGAAUGCUUGCAUGAUUGCUUUUCAGCUCUUACGGUAGGCAGUUUCAAACUUCUAAGUUCUCUUUAAGACUUUUGCCCACCCAUAUAGUGGAAUGUGGUAGCAGAAUUCUUCCAUGGUAAAAUUAACAAUACCACUUCAAACUGCACACAGGGCAGGAAUCAUUUUUUUUUAAUCCUUCACUAUGUUUAUUGUAAAUAUCAUUUGAUUUGCAGUCCAUUCUUCAUGGCCAUCUUUUUCCUGUCUUUCAACAUAUCUGUGUCUCCCCUUAAUUGGUGUCUGUUUCUGUCUCAGUGGUAACAAAAAACAAUGCAAAUGCAAAUACAAAUACAGUACUUUUUUUUAAAAAAAGAUGGCACCCUCUAAUGGCAGCCUGAUAUAUCACAGUCUCUUCUGUUAACUUCAUUCUCUAAUCAUGUCUGAGAAUCUCUCUGCAAGGCUUUUGCUUUUGGACAAUGGGGUGGCUGCAGAGUUAAAAACUGAAGGGCUUAUGGGGAAAAGGUGGAGGAGUUAACUGGGUGUUCUGUUGGUACCUUUUAAUCUAUUGUUCUCCUGCCAAAAAAAGUCACUCACUCUAGCCCAUGGGUAGGUAAACUAAGGCCUGGGGGGCCAGUCUGGCCCAAUCACCUUCUAAAUCCGGCCCGCGGAUGGUCCAGGAAUCCACAAGUUUUUACAUGAGUAGAAUGUGUCCUUUUAUUUAAAAUGCAUCUCUGGGUUAUUUGUGGGGCAUAGGAAUUCGUUCAUUCUUUUUUUCAAAAUCUAGUCCGGCCCCCCACAAGGUCUGAGGGACAGUGGACCGGCCCCUGCUCCAGCCUGUGACUUUGGGGAGAAGUAGAUUUAUGCAAGGGGUAGUGAGAAGAGGCGCAAGUAUCAUUUAAGGUAGAUCUGGGGGGAAAUUCCAGGCAGCUUACCCAAAUGCCUAGAACAUGGGGGGUGAUUCUCUUCUCUUCUCUCCCCCCGCACCGGGUGCAUCAAGGUGUAUCUGAGAAAGAAUUCCUAAGUAGCAAAAGCCCUGAAGAAAAAGAGCCCCCAGCACUGGAGCUAUGAAAAUUAAUAUAGGGAAUCAGAUAAUGCUGUGUACAGGACGGUGCUGAUUGGGAAAUAUUGGGGUGGCUUAAGAGGGUAGGGAUCAGACCUCCUUAGAGAAGCCUGUCCUGGACCUUGUUCCAUUGCUCUGCUUUCUACCAGUCUUUGUUUGUGUUUCUUACUUGGUUUUCCCUCAACAUUUUAAUACUUCCCAUUUACAGUGAGUUUGGGAAACAUAGAUCAGGCCUACUGAGAUUAUGUAAACUGUAUAAUGUGCCAUUACUUUCACGUAUCUGGCUGCCACAUGCCCUCAAACAAGAACUCUCUGUGUCUCAAUAUUAUCAGCAUUAAGACAAUUUCCAUAAGCUAGUGAGACUCCCUACCUGUGCAACUGUAAUCUUGCUGCAGAAUGCUAUCCUGAUAAGUGAAGGGGGGGGGGGAGAGAAAUGCUACUUUUAACUUAAAACCUGCGCUUCUGAGCCCCCUGCUGGAAACAGUGAUAAAGAACCAGGAGUUCCAGAACACGGGCUGUUCUUUAGAUACAACCUUGAGCCCUAGCGCUUCCAGGAAACUAACUACUGUUGGAGACUAGAGAGAAGGAAAGCAUUCUAAUUUGGUGAUAGAGCACAUGCUUUAUAUGCAGAAUGUCCCGGGUUCAAAUCCUGACACCUCCAGGCAGGACUGGGAAGGGGUGGAACCUAUGGAGCAGUGGGGAUGGCAAGCACAAUAUGAUGGUUCAGUGGGCAGAGCUGGUUACCCCGUGAGCCUGGUUUCACCUAUAUGGGCAAGUAUAAAGAUGAGAGAGAUGAGGAAUCUUAAUUGCCCUGCAAUUAUCUCAGAUUUUCUAUAGUGGUAUUGUUUUCUCUUUUUAAAAAAAAUGAAACUACAGUGGUACCUCGGGUUAAGUAUUUAAUUCAUUCCAGAGGUCCGUACUUAACCUGAAACUGUUCUUAACCUGAAGCACCACUUUAGCUAAUGGGGCCUCCUUCUGCUGCCGCUCCCGCUGCCGCAGCAUGAAUUCUGUUCUCAUCCUGAAGCAAAGUUCUUAACCUGAAGCACUAUUUCUGGGUUAGUGGAGUCUGUAACCUGAAGCGUAUGUAACCUGAAGCGUAUGUAACCCGAGGUACCACUGUAAUGCCUUUGAAAAGCCACUGGUUGUUUUGUACUUGAAGACACCAUUGGAACCAGCUCCCCUCUAUAGAAAUUUGAAACUGCCCUUUUAUUGUGCCAUUGAAUCUACUUGAUAAUGGUGCCUGCAACUCCACAUGGCUCAGUGACAAAUAUGGGUUGCUGCCAUGUGAUGUGUGGAAUAACCCCUGAACAGUAUAUGUUUUCUGUGUGUGCAUGUAGCAUUAAGACUUUUUCUUCUUCUCUUUUUUGCAGGAUUUUGUAGCAACCGUUUACAAAGAAAGCCAUGCCUCCCCGUGUUCUGUGCCUAA
Molecule: messenger RNA, 11915 nt
Organism: Podarcis lilfordi (Lilford's wall lizard)
Lineage: Eukaryota; Metazoa; Chordata; Lepidosauria; Squamata; Lacertidae
Source: the annotation of a GenBank genome assembly